Messenger RNA from Alligator mississippiensis (American alligator), 528 nucleotides. Its product is annotated as maestro heat-like repeat-containing protein family member 2B. The transcript has 4 exons. Lineage: Eukaryota; Metazoa; Chordata; Crocodylia; Alligatoridae. Gene Ontology annotation, cellular component: cytoplasm. The record is from RefSeq and is a predicted model, not a curated record. The coding region runs from base 1 to 528 and encodes 175 amino acids.
AUGCUGUCUACUGCAGAGCAGACCCAGGCACAUUUCAUUCAGGUCUUUCUCCUCCUUUCUCAGCUGCAAGAGCCCUUCAGGAAAACCGGGUUCCUGCUGGGGCUGCUGGCGCCCUACACCUGCGCCUCUCUGGGCACAUCCCGGCUGUGGGCUGCUGACUGCAUUGCCUGCCUCCUCCCCAUACAAGAUCAGUCCAUGGGCAUGGAUGCAGCGGAGGAGGAGCUGAGGGGUAUCAGGGAGGAGCUGAAAGCCUCCACCCCUGAGGUUGUGCUUGCAGCAUCCUCCCGCAUGGCCAAGGUCCUUGGAAAAUAUUUUCCAUCAAGCCAGACCCAUGAGUUUAUGGAGACCCUGCUGAAUGGCAUGCUGAGAGCCAGCCCCACAUGUGCCACAGCAGGAGGACAUUGGCUCCUCAGAAUCAUCGAGGAGCAUGGAGAGGCCCUGCUGGAGGAGGUAAAGUUGAAGCUGAGGAGGAUUUCUGCAUUUGCUUCAUGCUUUUCAAAUGCUGCUUUCAUACGAUGUGGACAGUGA